UCAUCAACAACCUCCCAGCGAUUACUUUUUUUUCCACAUCCCCCCCAUCCAAAACCAACAUGAGCCCUCCACCAACCUCUCCAACAAUCACAGAACCCCUGCCCGACACUCUGCUCCCACCCAACCCUGCGCCCCAUCCAGACGAAACACUCGCCCCCGAGAAACCAUCCAUGAUCAACUUGGCGACGCCUGCCCCUCUUCCCCGGCCGUCCACGCUCACAAUCCCCAACGCGCCGGCCCAGAACCCGCCAGCAAAAGGUGUCCCUGCAUGCACUCCUGCUGCCAACGCUACACCGUCAGCAGGAAGAAGAGACGGGGACGCUGAAAGUGGGGGUGUAAAAGGUAUUGAUCUGUCAGAGUUUGACCCGUAUGCGACGACGCCUGGACCGUCGAUUGCUGCGAAUGGCAAGAAACGCGAUGGCACUGUCGAGGACGAGCCGGAGCCUUUAGAAAGUUUACAAGAGAAACAGGAUGCAAAUGCGAAUGUGAGGAUAGAACAAGGUGUGGAUAUGGCCCCGACUGGUAGUUCUCAAGACGCAGCAGCACGUCAACCGAGUGAAAGGGAACAAGCAAGCAACAGGCCUGCGACACCUGGCACGUCGACAGAGGGAGAUCAAGAGGCCAGUGAUAAAGACAAGGAACCGGUGUUCAAUUUCCAAGGAUUCUUAAAGGAUCUCAAGCUGAAGAGUGCCGAGCCUGUCGCGAGGUACCUCAAGAGUUUUCUAUCAAACUUUGUGAAGAAGCCAUUCACCGUGAAUGAGCAGAUCAAGUUGAUCCAUGAUUUCCUUGCUUUCAUCUCGGAGAAGAUGGUGCAGGUCGAACCUUGGAAAUCUCAAUCGUCUGCCGAAUUCGACAAUGCGCUCGAAGCAAUGGAGAAGCUGGUCAUGAACAGGCUCUAUAAUUAUACAUUUACCCCCGAGCUUGUCCCUUCACAACCCAUAACGACAGACGACCUUGAGCGUGAUCGAGUGUUUUCCCAGCGGGUAAGGCUGUUUGGUUGGAUAAGGGAGAAACAUUUGGAUGUUCCCGAAGGAGAGGCAGCGCAGGGUUUCUUGGGAUUCGCAGAGCAAGAGUUGUUAAAGAUUAACCAUUACAAGGCGCCGCGAGAUAAGAUGAUUUGUAUUUUAAACUGCUGUAAAGUCAUCUUUGGCCUGAUACGGAAUGUGUAUGGUGCGGAGACAGGCGGUGCAGAUGCCUUUGUCCCCAUUCUCAUCUUUGUCGUUCUCCGUGCCAACCCUGAAAACCUCAUCUCCAACCUCGAAUACAUCCAGCGUUUCCGCAGCCAUUCAAAAUUGCAAGGCGAAGCGGCCUACUACCUCUCUUCCAUAAGCGGCGCCAUCCAAUUCAUCGAGACCAUGGACGCUUCCUCGCUUUCCAACAUCACCCAACCGGAAUUCGAGUCCAAUGUGGAGAACGCUAUUCAAAACCUACCGCCUAGCCCGUCAAGUGAGAAGAAGGGAGGCACGCUGCAGCCUUUGCAUAGCAGUUUUAGGACGCCGGGGAAGGACCAAGGUCGGGAGCGGGAACGGGAUAGCAAGCUCAUUUCACCGUUCUCAGCUGCUACACCGGGGGAAGAAGCGGCCCGUCCGCUCAGCAUGGCUUCUGCGCAAGCUAGUCUUGAAGGGACCCGCAAAUGGUUUGCACGUACGGGCAACUUGGCACAGGAAGCGGUUAGCAAACCGUUAAACGCUAUCGGCAAGAUUUUGGAAGGUAUGAGUCCUGCGGAUACAAGGCAAGGGAGCGAGGAUGGAAGUGAUGAUGAAGGGAGCGCCCAGGGGGGGAGGGUGCCGACAACGACAACGACCGCGGAAACGUCUGUGAGAGGAGGAGGACCGGGAGGUGUUUUCCCGAGAGAUGUGUUUGGUUCCAGGAGGUUCAGGGCGGUGACGCCAGAGAGUCCAUCACGCCGACCGGCGUUUGGCGAUGAGGGUAUUUCAAGAACAGGAACACCAUCUUCAGAUAUCCUUCCAGACUUUUCCGCUCUUCAGAUACAGUCAACGAUCGACGCUUCGCAAGAGACUUUUGCGCAAACACGCCACGCCAACGUGCAAACGUUGCACCAAAUGUUCCCUGCGUUGGAUGAAGAGAUUGUGGAGGCGGUGUUGGAAGGGUGUAAUGAUGAUUUGGGAUUGGCGAUUGACCGAUUACUGGAAAUGUAGUCUAGAUUUUUUUUUUCUGGACGAUGAUGAUGAUGAUGAUUUAGAACGAUAAGAACAGGUACACACGGUGUACCACUGUG
Molecule: messenger RNA, 2239 nt
Organism: Cryptococcus deneoformans JEC21
Lineage: Eukaryota; Fungi; Basidiomycota; Tremellomycetes; Tremellales; Cryptococcaceae
Exons: 8
Coding region: 60-2159 (699 amino acids)
Biological process (GO): vesicle-mediated transport
Cellular component (GO): cytosol; endocytic vesicle
Molecular function (GO): ubiquitin binding; guanyl-nucleotide exchange factor activity; small GTPase binding
Source: RefSeq, a predicted model, not a curated record